Molecule: messenger RNA, 5829 nt
Organism: Lithohypha guttulata
Lineage: Eukaryota; Fungi; Ascomycota; Eurotiomycetes; Chaetothyriales; Trichomeriaceae
Gene: FKS1
Product: 1,3-beta-D-glucan synthase
Exons: 2
Coding region: 1-5829 (1942 amino acids)
Biological process (GO): (1->3)-beta-D-glucan biosynthetic process; fungal-type cell wall polysaccharide biosynthetic process
Cellular component (GO): 1,3-beta-D-glucan synthase complex; plasma membrane
Molecular function (GO): 1,3-beta-D-glucan synthase activity
Source: RefSeq, a predicted model, not a curated record
AUGGCGAGCCAUCCCCAGCAAGGUGCUGGCUAUGAUGGCUACGGCCACGGUCAGGGUCAAGGUGGCCACCCCAAUGAUGCCUACUACCAAGAUGGUCAUUACGACGACCAAUAUUAUGAUGAUCGAAAUGGGCACCCAGGUCAAGGAAAUCAAGGAUACUAUGACGAGGCUGGCUACUACAACGCCGAUGCCUCUAAUCCAUACCAGCAAGAUGGUGGCUACUACGAGGGCCACCAGGGCUACCAGCAAGAUGGUUACUACGAUGACCAAUACUAUGAGCAAGGAGCUGCUGGCCAGCACCAAGGUCAAGGCCGAAGACGUGGUCACGACUCUGAAGAGGACUCUGAGACGUUCAGUGAUUUCACAAUGAGAUCUGAUAUGGCUCGAGCUGCAGAGAUGGACUACUAUGGGAGAGGUGACGAGAGAUACCACAGUGGCUAUGGCAAUGGCUACCGUCCACCUUCGUCUCAAAUUUCCUACGGUGGCAACCGAUCAUCAGGCGCUUCGACGCCAAUCUAUGGCAUGGACUACAACAAUGCGUUGCCUGCCGGUCAAAGAUCAAGAGAACCUUAUCCAGCUUGGUCCUCCGACGCUCAAAUUCCUCUAUCAAAGGAGGAGCUAGAAGACAUCUUUCUGGAUCUGACAGCUAAAUUCGGGUUCCAGCGAGAUAGCAUGCGAAACAUGUACGACCACAUGAUGACCCUGCUCGAUUCACGAGCUUCGCGCAUGACGCCCAACCAGGCCCUGCUUUCUCUCCACGCUGAUUACAUCGGAGGCGACAAUGCCAAUUAUCGAAAGUGGUACUUUGCUGCUCACCUCGAUCUCGAUGACGCGGUUGGGUUCGCCAACAUGAAGUUGGGCAAGGCGAAUCGUCGUACACGCAAGGCACGCAGAGCUGCGCAGAAGAAAGCCAAGGAGAACCCGACCAACGAAGAAGCUACCCUCGAAGCUCUCGAGGGUGAUAACUCUCUGGAGGCUGCUGAAUACCGAUGGAAGACACGCAUGAACAAGAUGUCUCAACACGACCGCGCCAGACAAAUUGCAUUGUACCUACUUUGCUGGGGCGAAGCAAACCAGGUCAGGUUUAUGCCUGAAGCCUUGUGCUUCAUCUUCAAAUGUGCAGAUGACUACCUGCACUCUCCUGCUUGCCAGAACCGAGUUGAACCAGUCGAGGAAUUCACUUACCUCAACGAUGUGAUUACUCCUCUGUACACCUACUGCCGUGACCAAGGCUACGAAAUCGUCGACGGCAAGUAUGUUCGACGAGAGAGAGACCACAACCAGAUCGUUGGUUACGACGACAUGAACCAGCUCUUCUGGUAUCCUGAGGGCAUUGAGCGAAUCGUCAUGGAGGAUAAGAGCCGCAUUGUCGAUUUAACCCCUGCCGAGAGGUAUUUGAAGCUGCGUGAGGUGAACUGGAAGAAGGUCUUCUUCAAGACUUACAAGGAGACCAGAUCAUGGUUCCACAUGGUUUGCAACUUCAACCGUAUUUGGGUCAUCCACGUCACAACCUUCUGGUUCUACACCGCCUUCAACUCUCCCACCCUUUACACGUCGAACUACCAGCAACAACUCAACAACAGACCGAAGCCUGCCAUUCAAUGGUCCGUGGUCGCCCUCGGCGGAGCAGUCGCAUGUCUUAUUCAGAUAUUCGCUACUAUCUGCGAGUGGCUCUACGUGCCGCGGAGAUGGGCUGGAGCACAACAUCUUACGAAGCGACUUCUUUUCCUCAUUGCCAUGCUCGUUGUCAACAUUGGACCUAGUGCCUACAUCUUUUUCGUCAACAGCGACGACAGAAUUGCUUUGAUACUGGGAGUAGUGCAGUUCUUGAUUGCCUUGGGAACGUUCUUCUUCUUCUCGAUCAUGCCUCUUGGUGGUCUUUUCGGAAGCUACUUGACACGAAAUUCUCGACAGUAUGUUGCCAGUCAAACAUUCACGGCCUCGUAUCCUCGUCUCAAGGGUAACGAUAUGUGGAUGUCUUACGGUCUUUGGGUUCUCGUGUUCGCUGCUAAGCUUUCGGAGUCGUACUUCUUCUUGACGCUAUCUUUCAGAGAUCCCAUCAGAAUCCUCUCCUACACUGAGAUCCGACACUGCGCCGGAGAUGCAAUCAUUGGAACCGUUCUGUGCAAGUACCAACCACAGAUCUUGCUCGGAAUUAUGUUCUUUACUGAUCUAACACUGUUCUUCCUGGAUACCUAUUUGUGGUAUAUCAUCUGGAACUGUGUCUUCUCGGUUGCAAGGUCGUUCUAUCUGGGUGUAUCGAUCUGGACUCCAUGGCGAAACAUCUUUUCUCGACUGCCCAAGCGUAUUUACUCGAAGAUAUUGGCAACGACGGACAUGGAAAUUAAGUACAAGCCUAAGGUCCUUAUUUCACAGGUCUGGAAUGCUAUCGUCAUUUCCAUGUACCGAGAACACUUGCUGGCCAUCGACCAUGUACAGAAGCUUCUUUACCACCAGGUUCCAUCGGAGCAAGAAGGAAAGCGCACCCUUCGCGCACCAACCUUCUUUGUCUCGCAGGAAGAUCACUCCUUCAAGACAGAGUUCUUCCCAGCUCAAAGCGAAGCUGAACGACGUAUAUCCUUCUUCGCUCAGUCCUUGUCAACACCGAUUCCUGAGCCGUUGCCGGUCGACAAUAUGCCAACCUUUACUGUUCUCAUUCCUCAUUACAGCGAGAAGAUUCUUCUUUCUCUACGCGAGAUCAUUCGUGAGGACGAGCCAUAUUCUCGGGUCACCUUGCUCGAAUACCUCAAGCAGCUGCAUCCUCACGAAUGGGAUUGUUUCGUAAAAGACACCAAGAUCCUCGCCGAUGAGACAUCGCAAUUCAAUGGUGACUAUGAGAAGGCUGAGAAGGACACUGCAAAGAGCAAGAUUGACGAUCUGCCGUUCUACUGCAUCGGUUUCAAGUCUGCCGCUCCCGAAUACACACUGCGAACACGAAUCUGGGCAUCUUUACGUGGUCAGACUCUUUACAGAACUAUCUCUGGUUUCAUGAACUACAGCCGUGCCAUCAAGCUGUUGUACCGCGUGGAGAACCCUGAGGUCGUGCAGAUGUUUGGUGGUAACUCUGAUAAGCUUGAACGCGAACUCGAGCGUAUGGCUCGACGCAAAUUCAAGAUUGUGGUGUCUAUGCAGCGUUAUGCCAAGUUCAAGAAGGAUGAAAGAGAAAACACUGAGUUCCUCCUUCGAGCUUACCCCGAUCUUCAGAUUGCUUAUCUCGAUGAAGAGCCACCGGCCAACGAGGGCGAAGAGCCACGACUUUACUCUGCACUGAUCGACGGACAUUCUGAAAUUCUCGAGAACGGCAUGCGUCGACCUAAAUUCCGAAUUCAGCUCUCUGGUAAUCCAAUUCUUGGUGAUGGCAAGUCCGACAAUCAGAAUCACGCUAUCAUCUUCUACCGUGGUGAAUACAUCCAACUCAUCGAUGCUAACCAAGACAACUACCUGGAAGAAUGCCUCAAGAUCCGUAGUGUACUGGCCGAGUUCGAGGAGAUGACCACCGAGAAUGUCUCCCCAUAUACUCCUGGUGUACCUCAGCCAAAGACAAACCCUGUGGCCAUCCUAGGUGCUCGCGAGUAUAUCUUCUCUGAGAACAUUGGUGUCCUUGGUGACGUCGCAGCUGGCAAGGAACAAACGUUUGGUACUCUGUUCGCUCGUACUUUGGCUCAAAUCGGUGGAAAACUGCACUACGGCCAUCCUGACUUCCUCAAUGGUAUUUUCAUGACCACUCGUGGUGGUGUGUCGAAAGCACAGAAGGGCUUGCAUCUCAACGAGGACAUCUACGCUGGAAUGAACGCUCUCAUCCGUGGUGGUCGCAUAAAGCACUGCGAAUACUACCAGUGCGGUAAAGGACGUGAUCUCGGCUUUGGUUCCAUUCUCAACUUCACAACAAAGAUCGGUACUGGCAUGGGUGAGCAGAUGCUUUCUCGAGAAUACUAUUACCUCGGUACUCAGCUUCCUCUGGAUCGAUUUUUAUCCUUCUACUAUGCUCAUCCUGGUUUCCACAUCAACAACAUCUUCAUCAUGCUUUCGGUGCAAAUGUUCAUGAUCUGUUUGAUCAACUUGGGCGCCCUCAAACACGAGACAAUUCUUUGUCGAUACGACCGAGACGUGCCAAUCACAGAUCCAUUGUACCCAACCGGAUGCGCCAACCUCGUACCAAUUCAAGAAUGGAUUGAGCGAUGCAUCGUCUCUAUCUUCAUCGUCUUCUUCAUCUCCUUCGUGCCUCUGGUCGUCCAGGAGUUGACUGAGCGAGGUUUCUGGCGUGCAGCAACACGUCUAGCCAAGCAUUUCGCCUCGGCAUCUCCUGUCUUCGAAGUGUUCGUCUGCCAGAUCUACUCCAGCUCGCUCCAUCAGGAUCUAUCGUAUGGUGGUGCACGAUAUAUUGGUACUGGCCGUGGUUUUGCCACAGCGCGAAUUCCAUUCGGUGUUCUCUACUCUCGAUUCGCUGGACCAUCGAUUUACCUUGGAGCUCGAUCACUUCUCAUGUUGCUCUUCGGUACCAUGACUGUCUGGUCCGGCUGGCUAGUCUGGUUCUGGAUUUCCUGCUUGGGACUGUGUAUCUCUCCGUUCAUCUUCAACCCACAUCAGUUCGCCUGGACCGAUUUCUUCAUCGAUUAUCGCGACUAUCUUCGAUGGCUGUCUCGAGGCAACUCCCGAUCGCAUGCAUCCUCGUGGAUUGCCUUCUGCCGACUUUCUCGCACACGAAUCACCGGUUUCAAGCGCAAAGCUCUGGGAUCUCCAUCCGAGAAGCUAUCUGGUGAUGCCCCAAGAGCACGCAUCGGCAGCAUUUUUUUCAGUGAGAUUGUUGGUCCUAUCGUUUUGGUUGCUGUAACUCUCAUCCCAUAUCUCUUCAUCAAUGGUCAGGUUGGUGUGGAAGACCCAGAGCCUGCAACAAACUCACUGAUCCGUGUUGCUGCUGUUGCUUUUGGACCCAUUGCAGUUAACGCAGGUGUUCUGGCAGCAUUCUUCGGUAUGGCAUGCUGCAUGGGACCUUUGCUCAGCAUGUGCUGCAAGAAGUUCGGAUCUGUCCUGGCUGCUAUCGCACACGGUAUCGCAGUAUUCAUGCUACUUGCCUUCUGGGAGGUCAUGUUCUUCCUUGAAGGUUGGCAAUUCUCCAAAGCACUUCUGGGCAUGGUUGCAGUAGUUGCUCUUCAACGAUUUGUGUACAAGCUCAUCAUUGCACUGGCACUCACGCGAGAGUUCAAGGGCGACCAAUCAAACAUAGCAUGGUGGACUGGUAAGUGGUACUCACUUGGAUGGCACACAAUAUCACAACCAGGACGAGAGUUCCUCUGCAAGAUCACCGAGUUAGGUUUCUUCGCUGCCGACUUCAUCCUCGGCCACAUCAUCUUGUUUGUGAUGUUGCCUGCUCUUUGUGUUCCAUACAUCGACAAAUUCCACUCAGUCAUGUUGUUCUGGUUACGACCAAGUCGACAGAUUCGACCUCCUAUCUACUCGAUCAAGCAGUCACGGCUGAGGAAGCGACGUGUCAUCCGAUACGCCACUCUCUAUUUCGCUCUUCUGGUGCUGUUCCUGAUUCUCUUCGUGGGCCCUGUCAUUGUCAGUCGCUUCAUCGACUUACAAAUCAGCAUUCCUCUCGACCUCAUGCAGCCAACAGGACAAAACAACAACGACACAUUCUCGUCUGUGACUGGAUCUGCACUUGUCAACUUUGGUCAAGGCGCAGCCCCAACUGGUGGCUCUGGUGGUAGUGGCAGCGGUGGUGGUGGCGGUGGUGGCGGUAGUGCUGCAUCGUCGUCGGCUGACAGUAAUGAUGCACCAUUCAGCUUUGGAGGAAGAAUGGCAGUCCGAUGGGCAACCAUCGCAUAG